Messenger RNA from Portunus trituberculatus (swimming crab), 11473 nucleotides. RefSeq names its product 1-phosphatidylinositol 4,5-bisphosphate phosphodiesterase classes I and II-like (gene Plc21C). Lineage: Eukaryota; Metazoa; Arthropoda; Malacostraca; Decapoda; Portunidae. The transcript is spliced from 30 exons. Gene Ontology annotation, biological process: phosphatidylinositol-mediated signaling; lipid metabolic process. Gene Ontology annotation, molecular function: calcium ion binding; phosphatidylinositol-4,5-bisphosphate phospholipase C activity. The record is from RefSeq and is a predicted model, not a curated record. The coding region runs from base 149 to 3982 and encodes 1277 amino acids.
CAGCAGCAGCAGCAGCAGCAGCGCGUGAGCUCACUCAGUGUCCUCUGAGCCGCGAGAAGGGAAGGUGCUGUGUAACUUUCAGUGGUGCUUGGUCGCCGCCCCCCAACGCCCACCUUGCCACCCGUGUUCCCAGCCCAUGCCGUGAACCAUGGCGAGCGCUAAGUCCGGCGUGCAUGUGCUCAAACUCAAGCACAUCACUGUGCCGCAGCAGCUUCAGGAUGGGGACAAGUUCGUCAAAUGGGAAGAGCACCAGCACCACCAUCACCACCACCACCACCACCACAACCUCCACCACCACAACCACCUACAGCACGACCAUUUCUACCAAGACAGUUCUGCUGGGAUUCCCGUCACUCUCAAGGUGGACCCCCAGGGCUUCUACCUCUAUUGGAAGAACAGCAGCAACGCAGACGCGGAGACCGAGGUGCUGGACAUAAUGACUAUCAGAGACACGCGCAGAGACAAGUUUGCUAAAGUCCCCAAGGACCCAAAGCUAACUCUUCGUGGCGGCGGCUCCACUGAGUUGAUGGAGCCCAAGUGUUUGACAAUAGUGCACGGAAACAGUUUCGUCGAUGUGAGUUUCUGCAACUUCAUAGCACAGAAGCCCGAGAUUGCCAAGCUCUGGGCGGACGAGAUCUUGAGAAUGGCCUACAAUUUGGUGGCCAUCAACGCCUCGCCCAUCACCUUCCUCAACAAAGCGUACACGAGACUCAAGCUUGCAACGGAUAGAAAUAACAAAAUCUCUGUCAAAAAUAUUAUCAAGCUCUUCGCACGCCACGGGGAUGACAGAAAGAAGGUAGAGACUGCCCUGGAUGCCGCUGGUGUGCCUUCAGGAAAAAACGACACAGUGUCCACAGAAAAGUUCACAUGGGAGAUGUUCCUUCAGUUCUACCACAAGCUGACCAACAGGCUGGAGGUGGAGCGAGUCUUCUGCUCUCUCACAGACCAGGAGUACAAUCCUGACCCAAAGUUCCGGCCCAGGGGGAUGAACAUUGAGCAGCUGGUGAAGUUUCUGAAUGAGGAACAGAGAGACCCACGCCUCAAUGAGAUUCUGUACCCUUAUGCUGAUGCUGCCAAGGCCAAGGAGGUGAUCCGAGACUAUGAACCAGCCAAGGAGAAUAUUGCUAAGAAUGUGUUGAGCAUCGAGGGAUUCCUUAAGUACCUGAUGUCAGACGAGAACACUGUGAUUUCUAUGGAGAUGGCAGACCAGUACGCCGACAUGGAGCAGCCUCUCUCACACUACUUCAUCAACUCAUCCCACAACACAUACCUCACAGGCCACCAGUUCACGGGCAAGGCCUCAAUAGAGAUGUACAGGCAGUGUCUCCUGGCCGGCUGCCGCUGUGUGGAGCUGGACUUCUGGAAUGGCAAGCUAGAGGAGCCUGUCAUUGUCCACGGCUUCACUCUCGUGCCAGAAAUCAGUGCCAAGGAUGUGAUAGAAAGUAUUGCCGAGUCUGCCUUCAAGACCUCUGACUGGCCUGUGAUUCUGUCCUUUGAGAACCAUUGCAACCCUCGCCAGCAGGCCAAGAUUGCCAACUACUGCAGAGAGUUCUUUGGCGACAUGUUGCUGGACUCUCCACUGGAUAACUUCCCUCUGGAGGCCGGUGUUCCUCUGCCAAGCCCAAAGGUCUUGAAACGUAAAAUCAUCAUCAAGAACAAGAAGAAGCACCGUACACACCACCACACCAAAGUGAACACACAGCCCAGCCACUCCCAGUUCCACGUGGAUCUGAACCCCAUCACACAGCCAAGGCCCACAGAGAUGCAGGGCAACGGUGAGAUCCCCAGACCUCUAAUGGAGAAGGAAGGCUCCAGGGAUUCCUCAGAGGAAGAGAAUGAAGUAGCUAAUGCUUUUCCUCACCUGGCCAGGCUGAUAGGAGAAAUACCGGACGGAGGAGGAGGAGAGGAUGUGGAGAGUUCCAGCUCAGACGAGGAGAAUCCACUCACACUGGACGACAUACAAGAGCAGGGAUCCACCAAUCCUGAGCAAGGAGGGGAUGCAGAAGAGGAAGCUGGAGCAGAAAUAUCAGCUCUAGUCAAUUACGUUCAGCCAGUUCACUUCCACUCCUUUGAGGCAUCCGAAAAGAGAAACAAGAGCUAUGAAAUGUCAUCCUUUGUUGAAACACAGGCCAGCAACCUUCUAAAGGAGUCCCCAAUUGAGUUCGUCAACUACAACAAGCGACAGUUGUCUCGAGUGUACCCCAGAGGAACUCGAGUCGACUCCUCCAACUUCCUCCCUCACCAAUUCUGGAAUGCUGGGUGUCAGCUGGUGGCCCUCAACUACCAGAGCCUUGAUCUGGCCAUGCAGUUGAACCUUGGCAUCUUUGAGUUCAAUUGCCGGUCAGGAUACUUACUGAAGCCUGACUUCAUGAGGAGACCUGACAGAAGGUUUGAUCCCUUUGCUGAGGCCACCGUGGACGGCAUCAUUGCUGGCACUGUGUCUGUUAAGGUUAUAUCAGGGCAGUUUCUGUCUGACAAGCGGUGUGGCUGCUACAUUGAGGUGGAGAUGUAUGGGUUGCCGGCAGACACUGUGCGUAAGAAGUUCAAAACCAAGAUUGUGCAAAACAACUGUAUAAAUCCAGUGUGGGACGAGGAAACAUUUGUAUUUGAGAAGGUGGUGUUGCCUGAGUUGGCCACGCUGAGGAUAGUGGCAUAUGAGGAGGGUGGCAGGGCGAGUUUAGGCCACAGAGUGCUGCCUAUCGUUGGCCUCAGACCGGGCUACAAACACAUCACGCUGCGGAAUGAGGCCAGCCAGCCACUGGGCAUCUCAACACUCUUCUUAUAUGUCAAGGUUGGGGAUUAUGUGCCACGCAGUCUCAUUGACCUUGCUGAGGCCUUGGCGAACCCUAUCAAGUACGUGAGUGAGAUGGACAAGAGGGCAAAGCAACUGGAAGUGUUUGAUGAUGAUGAAGACACAGAGCGGGAGGGUGGAGACAAGGAUGUUCCAGAGGCGCCUAGCAAACAGCGCGAUUCCUUCAGGAUGAGUCAGGGGGCUGGCGGGGAUAGCUCUCUGGGCACUGGGGAGGAUGGGCAGAAAGGAGCGGCCAGAACCAAGAGUAACGGGGAGGUUCCUGACAGCACCAGUACGCGUGAGAGCACACCACUCGGCCCACGUCGCGAGAACUCUAUCACACCCAGGGUUCCCUUAAAGCAAAGUGAAGACAAGCCUGACCGGGAUAAGGAGGGUUCUCUGACUCUCCUAGAAACAAGCAAAUUACUCAAUGAACCAGAGACAUUAGAAAAACUUUGGGCCCAUAAAACUGUCAGAGAGAAAAAAAUUGAGCUUGAGAAGAAUCUGGAGAAGUUGAAGAAGAAAUAUGAAAAGGAGCGACAAACUCUUGAACAACAGCAGCAGAAGAAAAAAAGUCAGCUUCAAAAGUCUCAUUCAAAACUCGUCAAAAAAUAUUCAUCUGGAAAAGCCACGGACACUGUGGGGCUGGUGAAGAGGGAAAGCUCCCAGGAGUUUGGCAUGAUACAAGAGGAGCUGGACAGCCGCCUACAGGAGCUGGAUAAGGCACACCAAGCAACCCUUAAUGAGCUUGGCCAGGCUCUCAUUAUCAACGAGAAGAAAUUGCAGGAAAAGUACCAUGAACCUAUAUUCACUGCCCUGGAGAAAGUGAUGAGGCUGUCCCAGUCAGCACAGCUCAAAGCCUUACAGAAUCUGCACGACAAGCAGGUGGAUGAAAUCAAGCACCAAACAGAGGAGCAGCUCAGGGAGAAGAGGAAACGCCUUGACAAGUCCUUAUUUGACAAGGAGGAAUUCAACAGGAAAAAACGAGAAAUUAGCAAAGAGGUAGUGGAGAAAGGUAUCAAGGAGAGACAGCAACUAACAGACAUCCAUGACAAGAAAAAGUUGGAAUUGGAGAAGCAACACGAAGACAUCCGGAAUCAGUUUGAGGAGGAGAGGUCAAAGGCGAGAACAGCCAUCGAUACUGAACAUGACGAGAGGCUACGAAAGUUCAUGGAGACCCAGACAUUAUAGGUCUCUUUGGAAGAUAAGAUAACAGAGGCUGCUCGUUCCAGUGUUACGGCAAUUGAUCUGCCGGCUGCCGAGCAGUCACAGCCCAUCAGCCUGUUAUCAGUUGGAGCCUUUGGUUGGGCAGACGACAGGUGUGUGGAGCACCAAGCCUACACAGAUCCUGCCACACACCUGCUCUGUCAGCUGAGUAACACACCCCCGAGGAUGUCUGUCUGUGACCCUCCCUCCUGGGGACUGGAGUUCAGAAGCUUUAUGUAUGUGGGUCUUCAAUACUAGUCACUGUCUAGAGGAAAUCACUAGCACUACCCAUGUAAACCAUGUGUUUAGGAUUCAUGUAAGUGUGGGUGUAUUAUGUACAGUGUAAUUCCGAUGAGAGUUUUUAUAUUUGCUGUAAACUAGAAACUUGACAUUAGAAGCUGACUAAAGUUAAACACUUGCUUUGAAUGUUUUGGGGUUGAAAUCUGGGUGAAUGUUAUGACCGUUGGUCAUAAGGAGAUAGAUUAGAGUGCUUGACCCUAGAACUGCCAACAGACUCGCUUUCAGUGCAAAGGACGACGCUUUCCUUGUUUUGAGUGAAGUGUAACACUGAAGCCACUCUUUUCAUUCUUAUAAGUUUAUAAAGCUUUUCAUAGGUUUAGGUUUUAGUUGACUUUUUCUUUUCUUUUUGUUUCAUUUGUUUUUUAAUGUUUACAUACUCAAGUGUAGUAUGUAACCAUUUUGACACUUAACUCUUUAUAGCAACCCUUUGCAAAUAUGUACAUUUGAAGCUUUUAAAUAUCACAAGCGUUCAGUGUGAUGGAUACUUCUACUUUCCGUGUAUUGUUCAUCCAUCAUUGAUAAUGUUUUCUACCAAGCAGGAUGUGUAGUGGUGUGAGUCAACACAGCACUCGCUGAUGACUCAAAGUGGAAAAGUUAGACUUGUAGCAUAAUCUUAUAGAGAAUAGCUGAGUUUUUCAAUAAUCCUUGUCCUGAAAACUUGCAAGCCCUGUGUCAUGGGGUGAGUGCCAACAGUGCAGUGCUGUGUGCCAUGAAGAGUAAUCUUUUGUAUAGUUCUCUUUCUUGACUUGGGUACAGUGGCAGAGGGUCUUGUCAUAGAUUAUUGAAGCCCUUGAAAAUACAGUGUGACUUUUAAGAGUUGCAAAUAGAGGCUGUAUGAGACAUUUAGAACAGGCAAUCAGCAAUAUUUAUUAAGCCUUUGCUGUCAUAUAACUGUUGAUUUGCUGUUAACUCAGUGCUGUUCCAAAAUCAUCAGUGCAAGAACUGCUUUUCCCUCAUGCAAUGCCGGUGUCCUCACUCACUCAUGGACAGUGUGUGUUCCUCAUCUGUAAAUAAGGAUCUAUUCAUUAUGCAUGGUAAUCCACAAAGAUGUGUACAAUGUCCCGUUUCCUCCGACGGUUCUUUCCAAGGGUUGGCUGCUGCAGAUCUUUUGUCCCUCCCUAACUUCACACUUCCUAUAUUCUCAUUGUUUCCUUAUCUCUUUCAAUUCAGAUUUUGCAUCCACUCUGUGUUUCAUCUUACCUUGCUAUUACAUACGUUAUAAGCUGAACAGUACAUAGACUAGAAUACUCGCUCACACAUUUCUUGUUUCAUCUUCUCAUUCCUUGCAUAAUGUUUCCCCAUACAUUACUCUAUUCAGGCUCUUUAAUAGAAAUUAAUUUUAAAUACCACAAUAUUCAAAUGACAUAUCGUAGCAUGCAUACCCACCCUUACACUCUUGCCAAGUGUAUCCAUGUUCUUCCACUCAAGGUGCAAAUACACUUCCCUCCCUAUCAAUGACUCCAAUGGUUUGUUCUUGCUACCUUUAACAUCUCAUAAGUGACUCAUCUUUCUCAGUUUGCCGAUGAACUCUUCCUAGUCACCUUGACAUCAAAUAUGCAUUUUUCCAAUUUUGAAAUAUGCAAAUUUUCCUUACACAAAGAAUACAUGCUUUGUUUAUUCCAUUAGUAUUCAAAGCACCCACGUUAUUUUAUAUAUUUUUUCCUUCAUCAUUGCUACCAAGUCCUUCUCUUUUCCCUUUUCUUCUUUUUUCCACUCCUAAAGGUGACUACUGCCAGCAAGCAAAGAUUGUUCAAGCAGGGACAGUGGGCUGCCUUCCUGUCUGUUUGUCUGUGUGUAACUCUCCAAAAGCAUCUCUUGAUAUUACAGUGCUCUCAUUCUACUGAAAGACUAUGAGCAUAUACAUAUAGUACUGUGAUGUGAACAAGUGAGCUGUCUCAUCACCCUGGGCAGUGGGCAGUCUGUUGAGCCGUCAGCACAGGACAGGCACACACUGCUCACCCAUAUUGUUUUCUUCAUCUGUGGAUGCACACACACACACACACACACACACACACACACACACACACACACACACACACACACACACACACACACACACACACACGUCUGGAGAUAAUUGUUAUCAGAUAGUAGUCAGUUAAAUUAUGAUGUGAUGUAUUGAAGAUUCUAUUAGGCAAAAACACAUUUCAGAGUUCUGAGCAGUUCUAGGGUUGAGAGAGAGAGAGAGAGAGAGAGAGAGAGAGAGAGAGAGAGAGAGAGAGAGAUGGGUAUCUCUUAUUAUUUUAUUUUUUAUUGAAAUAUGCUAUUUAUUUAUAAGGUGUUAGCUCUCCCAUCAAGUCCUCUGCUACGAUAGGUUACAGUAAAGGUUAUACAUAUGCACAUUACCUUCAGUAUUUAAGAAUUGAGUGUGUCAAGAGGAGUGGUGGGUAUGUUUUGUAUGAUAUUGGUUCGUUUCUGUACAUUUAUAACCACAUGGUACAGAAUUGUUACUUGGUACCAUUCUUAUGUUGUAAAUGACAGUGUAAUUCAUAAAGCAAUUUAAUUUUUAAGUACAGGGUUACGGAGAUACCAUAGAAUCUGUUCAGAUAGUUUAUGCAGUGAUGAAAAAUGGUUUUGGCUGCUUCCAUUAUUAUUAUUAUUAGGAACUGCAUAUAAAUUUUAUGCUACUUUAAGCACUCACCUCCAAGAUUGAAAUGUCAUGCUCUUGUUCAUAGUGUUAUAUAUUCUGUUACAUAUAGUACAUAAAGUUUAUUGUUUGGAGAGGAACAAAGUUGUAAGCAGUCAUUAAUAUUGUCAUUAAUGUUGUUGAGAAUUGUACCUGUAUAGUAAAUCCAUUCAGUUUUUAAUAUAAAUCCAAUGAUUUAUAUCAGUAAUAAUAUAGAUGCAAGUGUCUAUGGUAAUUGUACUAGGCAUUUUAAAUGUAAAAGUGUUAAGAGGCUGCAUUCGACAAUUUUUCUCUUGACUACACUCUACUCACAAUGUUUUCUGUCAUGCUCAAAGUGUUUGUGAAGCUCCGAGUCACACGCCACACACUCCUCACCUCCUCUGUGGGUAUGAGCCAGAGACGCACCAAUAUUUGUGUUGUGGAAACUGUACAGACCACAAGAACAAGCCAACAUAAACCAUUGUAUGUCAAGGAUGUAGUAAAUGUGCUCUUUGUUGAUGGAAACUUAAUUGUUUGCUCUGCUGUCAUCAUGGGAAAAUUUGAUGAAGGCAGUUUAUUUAUGCUGACAGAUUAAUGUAUGCUUUUAUACCUAUAUGUACAUUCUCUGAAAAAAAAAGCCAAAAAAUACAGUGUACAAUGGAUCAUGAAACUGACAGAACUAUAGCAAGAAUUUAGAUGAUGCAAGUGUGUGUGUGUGUAUGUGUGAGUGUGUGUGUUGAGUCUCCUCUGUGUUGGCUGUUUCCGAAGCUUCACUUCCAUUAGUGCUGUCGUGGUUCUCCCAGAGCAGGUGUGAUUCAUUGGGACAAAAUGUUUAGUUACCAUGAUGCUGUAUUGGACCACAAACAAAAGUGAACUGGUCAUCUCUUAUUUCAAUUGAAUGUAACUACUUCAAAUUGACUUUUUUUAGGUGUGUGUGUGUGUGUGUGUGUGUGUGUGUGUGUGUGUUUGUUUGUGUUUUCUCUCUCUCUCUCUCUCUCUCUCUCUCUCUCUCUCUCUCUCUCUCUCUCUCUCUCUCUCUCUCUCUCUCUCUCUCUCUCUCUCUCUCUCUCUCAUACUUUUUAUCACAGAAUUUACACACCAUGACUAUUUUUCUAUUCAUUUAUAUCAACAGCAAGUUUUGGUAGCAAACUUCCUAAAGAACCCAAGACACACACACUCUCACCAAGAAACCAUGCUAUAUUUCCUACAACCCUUCGGUGUUAUGCUUGGUGUAUGUCUCUCCUCAUUUUUCCCUCCUUUUUUUUUCACCUCUCUCUCUCUUUUUUCUCGAAUGCAGCCCAAAUAAUUCUAUGCAGAUGUAGUCUCAACUUGUUUCUACUUGCCUUUCUAUUCUUGAAGGGAAGCUCUGCCUUAAUGUGAAGGUGAACGGAGAGAGCAUUCCAGUGGACAGCAACACGAGGCCCCACCAUCAACUGCACCAACAGAAAAUACUAUACCAUAGGAGCUCAUUCUUCAUACUUUAUUUUCUCAAUGUGUUAAUGAUUGAAGAGUGCAAUGUCUGUAUACAAAUUGUGUAUGGGUAAAAUUUAAGCCACUUCACCGUAUAUGUGUAUAGCAUUGUAGUUUGUUUAUUUCCCCCCCUGAGAAUCAUUCCUUAUUUUCAUCUUUUCAUGAUCAUGCAGCUCACCAUUACAGUGACUCAAAUCUCCCACCAUAACUGGCUAGAAUCAGGCCUCCCACAUAUACCCAAAAUAUUCACAUAUAUAAAUGUACUGUUGAUUCCUUUCCUCUCACGUUUCAUGACUUUGUAGUGGAUUGGUGAGUGCGUGGGGAGUCCUGAGCUGGUGGUCAUGGUGGAUGGGACAAGCCAGUGCUUCAUACUGUUCAUGUUGUAUUCUCAGUGGAUGAAAUCUUUGUUAGUGUUAUUUCAGGCAGUGAACAAAUUCUUCCUUUGUUCACCAAGAUGGACCAGUAGGGAACAAUUUCCUUUGUAGAAUUUCUAAUUGAUUUCUGGCAGUGUGUCAUUAAGUUUGUUAUCAUUUUGUGUAUCUUCAUUUCACUUAGUUCAUUGAACCUUCAGAGAGUACCACAUGCAAGUCAAUGUGUAGCUGACUUUUUCCUGCAAAUAUUCUUAUUCAUAUGUACAAUUUUGCAAUUUUUGGAAACUUGUGAUAGCAUUGCCAAUGUUGGAAUUUUCUAGGGGGGCAUCAUUCAUCUCAUACAAGUUCCCAUCCUUGUUGAAAUUGUAGACAUUUAAUUUUAUUCCAAAUAUAUUUAAGAUGGUUGCUAAUUUUAGUGUUAUUGAUCAUUCAGAAUUAGUUUUGAGAGCUCUAGUGUAGAUUCUUACAUCAUCAGUAUCAUUGUUAUUUUGUUCAGUUUGUUCUACCUUAUUCCAUGGUCACAAACCUUGACAUGAUUUUUGGCAUGUUUUUAAGUCUAAAACACUAGUUAUUUAUUGCUUUCCAUUUUUGUAAAUAUUUGCAUAUCACUUAUGUUCUCCCAGUCAUCAGUAUAAAUCAUUCACAUGCCACAUUUUCACUUAUUGUUUUCUUUCCUUUUUACAUUGCAAUUCAUGAGAAAAUGUUACUUCAGUUGUAUAUUCUGUAUUUGUUACUGUGGUAAUAGAGAGUUGGCAGAGGCUCACAGUCUGUGUAUAGCAGUUACCUUAUAGAUAAGUUGAAUAACAGAUUCAGGGAAUGCUUGCGUGUUUUGCCGUGUUGGAGAUGUACCUCUCACAUCUGGUUACAUUGGAUCUGACUGGCCCUCUUCAUCCUAGCCACUUCCUGUCAAUGUAACUGAUCUCUUGCCACGUUGAUGCAUCAAUCCCGUAGGUGAUGAGUGGUGGCAUCCUGAACCUCAUUCCCAAACAAUCAUCUGGUUUGGAUUGAAAAUCUUUCCUCAGAUGUGUCUCACCAAAACUUGCUCCAGGCAGCUUCGGGUUUGGUGGUGCGUUCCCGGCACAUCCCACAUUAGACCCGUGAGCUUGUCGCUGGAGUGCUGGCGCUCACAAUGUCGGAAAACGAUAAUACGCAACUGUGUGUAAAGCAGCACAAAGAUUUGCUCAUUCACUCCCGUCAAAAAGCAGUGAGGUUGUUCAGCAGUGUGACAUUGUGUGGGUUUGCAUCACCAGACUGACCUAGUGCAGGACUCCUUAGCUGGAGGGAUGGUGGGGCUGGGGAGUCCCCACCAGGGACAUCCUCAAUGUGACUAUUAGAAUUCAUUCAUUUUUAUAGAAGAAAUCUUAAAGUCAUCCAUUAUUUGAAGUCAGCUGUGUAUAAUAGAUGUCAUACAUCUCUCUGCCCAUACAUAUGAGAACUAUUCUAUGAUGGAGUAUUAGUGUUAAUAUAUUGCAGAUUCUAUCCCACAUAUCUCAAACUUCAUUCAUUAUAUGUGUAUGAUAUAGGUCAGGUCAGAACCUUGAAUAAAUAAUUUCCAGAAUACAUGGUUGCCUGAAAUCAUCUUGUCCAAGUUCUAUUUAUGUGUUCACAAUUAUAAAACAAGAGAGAUAGCAAAUUGUUGACAAUGUGAAAGCUCAGGUUGCAUCAUACAGUGUUGCAUCUCAUUUUGUACAUAAAUACUGCAAUUGGCCAGAUUCAUUUUGCUUCUCUCUGUCUACUGACUCCAGAUGAUUGUUAAUAAGGUGUGAAAAGUGUAGACAGCAAUAAAAAUGAGUUUCUGUAGUCUUUUAGGCUCAUCACCACAAUGGAGCCUUUUCAGUGAGAGAUUAUUGUUGAAUUGGAAACUAAUAAGUUGUGUUGUUUUGCCUCCUCUUUGUUCUUUGUUGUCAAUGUGUAGACCAGCAACAAGCCAGAUACUUCCCUUUGGUAGACAUUAAGUUAAUGGACCAGUGAAUCACUGAAAUGUAUACACACACACACACACACACACACACACACACACACACACACACACACACACACACACACACACACUCUGAGUUACCUAAAAACUUAGCACCUUGCUAGGCACAUAGUUGCUUCUUAAGGGGUAUGUGAUUCAUUUAUUGUUACAACACACACACACACACACACACACACACACACACAUAACUAAGAACUUAGAAUGUCCCCAAAGUUUGAAGCCAUAUUGAUGUAUUAACCUGCAGCCAAGUGCAUAAGACAUUCUUGUUCCUUUAAGAGCUGAUUGGAAAUGUGCCUGGUAGGGUGGUGGAAGGCAUAGGCCACAUGGAAUGUCAAGGUUGGUGUAUCAUGAUCCUUAGCUAACUGGUUUCCAAGAAAAGCUUAAAGAGAUAAAGGUUUAGGGCAUUACUGUCAGACGAGGAGUGGGUGAUGAAGUGUAUAAUUUCCCUAAAAUUGGAGUACAUCAUAUUCAUCUUUCAAGUGCAUUAUCUAACCAUAUUUUUGCAAAACCUUGAAGCAACACAUUGUACCAAUAUAUGUUGUCCUUUGUACAAAUGCACAAUUUUUUGUACAGCAUCUGCAUGAAUAGAAUUUCAUGAAGGUGCUUCCUUUAUACAUACAUAUACAGAUAUUUACCCGAAUUUAUAAAGAAUAUACUGUCACAAGUCGAGGCGGAAGGAGCGGUUGUGAAGGCGCUUGGUCAACAUGACUGUCUUGAGGCACAACCACCAUUAAAGUGCUGCAUUCAUA